CUUCGCUGUCUGCAGCCAUGUCUUUUGCUGGAAAAUACCAACUGCAGUCUCAGGAGAACUUUGAGCCUUUCAUGAAAGCUGUUGGUCUAUCUGAUGAGCUCAUCCAGAAAGGCAAGGAUGUUAUAAGUACCACUGAAAUUGAGGAGGAUGGUGACAACUUUAAAGUGACUGUCACAACUGGGUCAAAGGUCCUUGUCAAUUCCUUCACUGUCGGGCAGGAGUCUGAACUAGAGACUCUCACUGGAGAGAAGGCCAAGGCUGUGGUGAUGCGUGAUGGCAAUAAGCUGAAGGUUUCACUGAAGGGAAUAGAGUCUGUCACUGAACUGGUGGAUGGGAAUACACUUAUUGGAACAAUGACUCUUGGUGACAUUGUAUACAAGAGGAUAAACAAACGCAUGUAAUGUGUGUACUCAUGGGGGUAAUAAAGAAUAUAAAAGGCAA
Thalassophryne amazonica is the source of this 441-nucleotide messenger RNA. RefSeq names its product fatty acid-binding protein, liver-type-like. The transcript has 4 exons. NCBI's taxonomy places the organism in Eukaryota, Metazoa, Chordata, Actinopteri, Batrachoidiformes, Batrachoididae. The record is from RefSeq and is a predicted model, not a curated record. The coding region runs from base 18 to 401 and encodes 127 amino acids. Gene Ontology annotation, cellular component: nucleus; cytosol. Gene Ontology annotation, molecular function: fatty acid binding. Gene Ontology annotation, biological process: fatty acid transport.